Messenger RNA from Ylistrum balloti, 2610 nucleotides. Its product is annotated as kelch-like protein 2. Gene Ontology annotation, molecular function: protein binding. NCBI's taxonomy places the organism in Eukaryota, Metazoa, Mollusca, Bivalvia, Pectinida, Pectinidae. The transcript has 9 exons. Bases 1 to 2610 code for a protein of 869 amino acids. The record is from RefSeq and is a predicted model, not a curated record.
AUGCCUCGUUUUAAUUUUUCCUCCUAUUACACGAAGGACAGUCUCACGUGUCUAAGUUCGACCCAUGGUCUCAAUCCACAAGAGGAAUGGGAACAAUCACAAAAACACAAUGAAUCUGGAGGAAUGACCGAUUGUUUCGUUCCGCCUAAUGUCACAAAUAGCGAGUUGGAGCGCUCACUUGCAGCCGAACUUGAGGAAUUGUCCGAGAGCAUAGAGCCACAGUCAUACACUCAGAAAGGCACCAAGUCAAAGAGGUACGCUGAGGUGCCAAUGUUGGCGAGUAAAGGGCAGCCGGUGAUGACCUGUAACCGGACCGGAUGUGUUGCCAUGUCGGGGAAUGAGAAGUGUCGGUGUAUCACAACCGAUUCUGGAAUAUCGGACAACUUUCGAAGUGUAAUCUUCGAUGAAUCGAUUUGUUCGAAUGACUGUCAGAACGUCCCCAGGACAUCCACGCCAAUUAAAGGCGCAUACCAAGUUGAGAAUGCUAUGACCACCAGACAGAUUUCGAGAGUUACACCGGAAGUGCAGAAGACAGGUACACCGAAAUUUCGAAAAGGGCUUAUCAUGGUCCUUGAUGAUCUUAACACUCUCUCUCCUGUCAACCAUGAAGCAGACCUGGAUCACAUGCUUAGACUGAUUAAUAGAGACGAAAGACACAUGUCUCCUUGCCUGUCAAAUGCACUAUGUCGUCUACAGAGUCUGCCAGUCGAUCAGCUCACCCAUUUCUCAAACAUCGGCGAGUAUAUGAAGUUCCUCCAAGAAAACCAGCAGAUAUGCGAUGUAGAAAUUCACGUUGAAACGUCCAAGUUCAUGGCCCAUCGUGUAGCACUGGCCUGCUUCAGUGAAUACUUCUCGCAUGUUUUCUUCAAAGGAGCAGAAAAACAGAAGGUACCAGUAGUAAUUCGGCUUCGCGGAGUGACGUCAAGGUCAUUCUCUGUCUUCCUUGAUUGGAUUUACACAGGGAAUUUAAAGAUCACUCCAUUGCUAGUAGCUGAUCUUCUUGUGAUUGCACAACACCUCAACGUACCAUUACUUGAAGACAAAUGUGCUGAGUUUAUGAUGAGUAUGCCAUUAGAGAAAUCUCUUUCAGUCCUGCAGAGUGGUCGAGUGGUCACGUGCAGUGACCUGUAUGACGUAUGUGUUUCUCACGUGAGUACACAGUUCCCUGAUGUUUUGGAUCACACAUCCUUUUUUCUUCUCGAUGUAAAUACCUUGUGUAUGAUCCUAUCACGUGAUGACCUUAAUAUCACCUCCGAGAUAGAGGUGUUUCAAGUGGCCUUGAAAUGGAUAGCACAUGACAUGAACGAUCGACACCGACACCUGUCCAAGGUCAUGUCGUGUGUGCGAUUCCCAUACAUGACUCAUGAGGAACUCUUCCGGUGUUUCGAGGUCACAGAUCUUCUCAGGGAAUGCCAAGAAACAAGGAACGCCAUUCUACACGCAAAUUGGUUAGUGUCUGCUAGUGAAUUACACCGGGACGACCCCCUAAACAUCCCCAUGGUCCACCCAAGGACAGCACUGUCCGACCCUCAGAACCUGAGGACAAAGAAAGCCAGCAGUGUCUACUUGAGUUCUCAUUCCAUGAGAAAUGUGAAGCUGGAGGUGGAGCACACACCAAAAUUAGGCGUUACUACGGAUGCCUCUUACGUGUCUAAGACAGGAGACAUUAUUGCUGUGGGAGCGUUCCAGAAGUUCACUAAGGCCAAAGAUAAUCGAACAGUGAAGACCGUAGAGAGAUUCAACUCGGUGAAGAACCAGUGGUCACACUAUACCAACCUACCACAGUCUCGUUUCCAUCAUGGAACGGCCAUCAUCAACAAGAAGAUGUACCUAGUCGGGGGUUCGGACCCAUCCAAGUCCAAAAAGAUAUCCAUACCUUCCAGCGAUGCGUUUGUUUAUGACCUGGAGACGGAUGAGUGGAAACAGAUAGCGUCCAUGGCAACACCAAGGAUGCAUCACGUGGUCUGUUCUCUUUAUGGAAUGCUAUACGCAAUAGGUGGACAAGAUGGAAAUUCACGGGUCCUUAACUCCGUGGAAUGUUACAACCCUAAGACGGACCGCUGGAUCUUUGUGAAGCCUAUGACAGUCGCCAGAUUAGGGAUGGGAGGUGCAGUCAAGGACGGAACUCUCUACGUUGUUGGUGGUUACGGUGAAUCCGUCGAUAGCAAAUCUGGACUCCCAGUCUUAGGUAGUGUCGAAGUCUACGACCCUCGGGAAAAUGUGUGGACUUCAAAGAAGGACCUGCGUAUGCCACGUUGCCAUGGUAACCUUGUAUCGGUGAAUGGACAGUUGUUUCUGUGCGGAGGUGCAAUCAGAUCAUUUACUACUAACGACUCCGUGCUGACCAGUGUAGCUGCCAUUGACGUUUACAACAAGAGAAGUGACGUUUGGGAACACAAAACGGACAUGGUGCUGGCACGACACUUCACCGGAAGUGCCGUCAUUGGUGGGAAGAUCUACAUAAUAGGAGGUGUGUCUACAGUGGCUGGGAGGAUCCUAAGAUCUAUAGAGUGUUACGACGCCAUCAAUGACGUAUGGAUCAAUGGCGUUCAGGAACUCCCGUAUCCAGCGAGAUGGCUGUCGUGUGUUGCGUUGCCGGGGAAAAUAUAA